This is a messenger RNA of Monomorium pharaonis (pharaoh ant), 3842 nucleotides long. RefSeq names its product PAN2-PAN3 deadenylation complex subunit PAN3 (gene PAN3). Bases 1301 to 3127 code for a protein of 608 amino acids. The transcript has 8 exons. Gene Ontology annotation, cellular component: PAN complex; P-body. Lineage: Eukaryota; Metazoa; Arthropoda; Insecta; Hymenoptera; Formicidae. Gene Ontology annotation, molecular function: protein kinase activity; ATP binding; poly(A) binding. The record is from RefSeq and is a predicted model, not a curated record. Gene Ontology annotation, biological process: mRNA processing; protein phosphorylation; nuclear-transcribed mRNA poly(A) tail shortening.
GAGAGAACUCGCGUCGUAAACACGCAUGUACGACGCACGCACGCACGUACGCACGCACGCACGCAUCACUCGCAUCACUCGCGCGUACGUAUAGUCACGGUUGAAGCAAAUGGAGUGGAUUGUGUGAGCGCUUUCUCCUUUAUCGUCCGCUGAAUGGAGGAAUGCUGCUGUGAGGAACCUACGGUGCUGCUCGGCUGCUAUCACGCUCCUCGGAUCUCCGCUGCUGUAAGGAUCGUCGUCGCGCGUCAUCGUCAUCAUCGGGCACAGUGGCCGACGGCGGGGAAAUAGAGCGACGGUUCGUCCCAUCUGUCUCUGCAUUUGGCUCGCUCGGCGCGGCGAACGGAAUUUCCGCGCGCCGGAUUUUACUCUCGCGUCGCGCGGAAUAGUAAACGGCGGCGCGACGCCGCGCGCGUUCGUGACGCGAGACGCGACGCGACGCGAAGCGACGCGGCGAGCGGCGGCGCGGUGAUCAGCGGUGACAGCCGCGGAUGGGUUAUGUCGGCAGUCGCCGUGUCCCCGACGUCCCCGCGCGUCCUCGUUCGCUUUCCAGAUGCACCGAGCGUUCCUCGGACGUCGCCGCCGCGAGCAAGCGCCUCGAGCCGAGCGAGCAGCGUCGGGCUGCCCGCGUCGCGCGCCUUCCGUCGGCGACCCUGUUGUCAAAAUCAGCUGCCAUUGCUGACUCUUCUGUUGUCUCACUCUCUGUUUUCGCUCGCGCUAUUCCAGCCGUCGUCGCGUCGGCGACGUCGUCGUCCCGUCGCUCGCGUACGCUUGCAACUCUGCGCGGACGUCUCCUGCGAUUUGUCCCUCUUCUCGCCCUUUCGCGGCCUCGCGAUACCCGUCGAUGAAUCAUAGAUUUUCUUUGUGUACGAUCGAUUUGUAGUCCAGAUACACAACGUUUGUCUAAAUUUGCCGCCGAUGAAUCUCGCAUUCUUCGGGACAAUUCACUUUUGUGUAAGACAAACGUUUGUGACACGCGUGAAACUUAACAAAGAAAUUCUCUGGAUUAACAAAGAAUUUUCUUAAAUUAAAACAUUAAUAUUUAUUUAAAAGCAAAUUUAUUUAUAUACAUAUAGUGUUUUACUGUUUUUUUUAUUUAUAUAGUAUUUGAAGAUAUGUUACAGGCUCGAGAGACUCAAGCCCUCGAUUUAUGUCCACAAAGCAGAGAGAAGGAAACGUCAAACCAGGGCACUUUUUGAAGUUAGUGUGAGAAGCAAGUGGUGGGUGGUGAAUUUAAGGACAAUAUAGAGAGCAAGGGUGAAAGAUACGUACGAAAGUGGUAAAUGCAGUGGUUGAGGGAACGAUGGACCCAUCGAUAUUUGUCACGUACACUCCUCAAACGAAUGGGGUUCCACUGGAGUCCAAGCUGGCUACCUACAUGAAUCGCCCGAGUCCUGGCAUAGGCUUGAGUACGAAUUCGGUGACCAAGCAUCUAUCCAAUCUUUCUCUGGACACGCAAAAGAAGGUAACUGCCAGUCCCGAAUUUGUGCCAGGAAGGGGCCUUACGGGCAGCAACAGCAGCUCGCCGAAUCUCUUUAACAACUCUUACACACAUUCGCAAGAGAAUGUAGGUGGUACUACCUACUUCUACUUCGGGAAUGCCAGCGGCGACACUGUUGUAGCCGAGGAUGGCACUGAGGCUAUUGGACCCGUGGCGACAGGGCAGAUUGGCUACGUCUAUCCGGGUACACCUUCGCAUUUACAAUCUGUGAAACCGGUGAAACCACCUUCGUCCAACAAUUCCUCCGCUCCCUCCAGUCCUCCCCCUCAGGCUGCCCCCAGCUUCUUUGUCGGCGAUGGCUUGCGAUUGGAAAUCCUGCAGAAAAACGGAUUGAUAUUGGCACAACCUGACAUAGUACGAUUUCCUGACUUACCUAACGAGGUUGAUAAUUAUCAUGAGUUAUGUCCCUUAGAACCAAUCCACAAACCUGCCUCGACGGUCCUUGGAUACCAAACUUCCACGUACAAAGCCACCAGUAUCAAAACUGGCACGCGAUACUGUUUACGUCGUAUUCACGAUUUUCGACUCGCCAACACGAAGUGCAUGGUACUGGUCGACAUGUGGAAGCGAUUGUCACAUACAAAUCUGGUUCAGCUGAGAGAAGUCUUUACCACUAAGGCGUUCGGUGAUCAUUCCAUGGUUUUUGUAUACGAUUAUCAUCCUGCCUCGGAGACGUUGCUAAACAAGCAUUUCGCUUCGACUGAGCUUAACGGUUACACCGACCCGUUCUCGUCGGAUCCCAACGCGCCAAGGCCUUAUAGUCAUACCAAGAACACUAUUCUAAGACAACAGCAUAGCAGCAUGCUACCGGAAAGUGUUAUUUGGAGCUACAUCAUUCAACUCACUGCCGCAUUUCGUGUUAUUCAUGCCGCUGGUUUGGCGUACAGGUGCUUAGAUCCCACUAAGGUACUACUUACAUCACGGACACGACUUCGUUUGAGUUGCGUCGCCAUUCCAGACGUGGUCACUCUAGAUGGGAACACCGCGAAUCCUCUCACCCUCAUCCCACAUUAUCAGCAGGAAGAUUUAGUAGCACUCGGCAAACUGGUCUUGGCACUAGCGUGUCGAAGUCUUAUCGCCGUCCACCGCGACAAUAUGUCAGCCUCCAUCGAACUGAUCACACGUUCCUACUCCACCGACCUUCGAAAUCUUAUCCUGUAUUUGCUGUCGAAUCAACCCCGUAAAAGUGUCACGGAUCUCAUGCCAAUGAUUGGCGCACGAUUUUAUACACAGUUGGAUGCCGCUCAGUUACGCUUGGAUGUUUUUGAAAAUGAACUUGCCAAGGAACUAGAAAAUGGACGUCUGUUUAAAUUGCUGGUUAAACUAGCAACUAUCAACGAAAGGCCGGAACUUAACAUGGAACCAACAUGGGCAGAGACGGGCGAUCGUUACAUGCUCAAAUUGUUUAGGGACUAUGUGUUUCAUCAAGUAACAGCUGAUGGAAGACCCUGGUUGGAUCUUGCGCACGUUGUAGCUUGCUUAAAUAAGCUCGAUUCGGGCUCGCAGGACAAGAUAUGCCUCAUGUCUCGGGACGAGCAAAGUGUUUUAGUGGUAAGUUACGCGGAGCUACGACAAUGUCUGGAAACGUCAUUUGGCGAACUGGUACAAUCUACAAAAGAUGCUGUUUAAGGAUGUGUCCUCGAUAGCGUAUACUCCGAACCAUAAAUGUGAUAUCAUCUCUAUCACUUAGCGGUACUAUCAUUUUACUCUUUAUCGCGAUACUGGAGAGUGAAAACUGUUGAAUUGUGUUUGGUGAUAUAAGAAAUAACGCGCAACUAAGUUUUUGUAUACAUGAUUUUGCUGGUCGAUUUCAAGUAGGUAUGAACGCAUAAAUGCGUUGCAUUUAGGAUAUAAGUCGUUAAAUUUUCGGGUCUUUAAGUCUUAAGGAUUUAUAGGAUCCUUAAAUCUUUGGGUUUUUGGAUUUUCCAGUUUAGAUCUUAUGAUCAUUAGACAUAGGAAUUCUCAUUUAUAUUGAUUGGCUUGUUCAAUCUUGGAUUUUAAAGUGUUAAAUUUUGUAAUCCUGGAUGCGAACUGAACCGUUGAAUUCUUGUGUCAAACGAUCCUUGGAUCUUUGGAGUUCUGAUCUCUUGGCAGUUUGAAGCGUGGAUUUUCAAAGGGUAUCAUGUGAUUUCGCGAAUCAGCGAGGAUUUGGAUUCGCUGUAAAGCCUAUUACGGUACUAUACAAAAUUGUACACAACUUAACAAUGCAGUAAGCUCGUAAGGAAUCUUAAGACAACACCUAAACACACUUGGUGUCUAGGAUAGAGAAACCUUAGUUUUUAGGAUAGCAUUAAUGGUAAGCAUUAAUUUUGAAAUAAAUGUUUAUUUUUGAAAGCAAUCCUAA